AUGCACGAGAUUGUCUGCCGGGACAUCCUAUAUGAAACGUGGAUGAACGGUCAGGGAAGCAAGGAGAGAGCUUCCCCAUCCUUACUACAUGAGCGGCAUGGAAACCUGGGAGAGGAAGAGUGUCAACGCGGCCAGCCGAGGGCCCCAGCGAGAGGCGAGGACGGAGCCGCGAAUGGAACGGACACUUUGGUUCCUCCGAUAACCAAACUAUGGGCCUGGAUACUCCGUCGACAUGUAGCCGUAUUUCCGGGGGAGGAUCUGAUAAUCGUUUUGCUAGUUUCCGGCAUACCCGUUGCGCGCUCUAAGGGCUCGCUGAGACGGGGAAUGCGCCAGAGCACUCCGUAUCCUGCUACCGUAAAGAGACUGUUGGUUGUUGCUGUUGACCAAAAAAGCCAAUACUCUCCAUCCAUGUAUUAA
Nannizzia gypsea CBS 118893 is the source of this 417-nucleotide messenger RNA. RefSeq lists its product as hypothetical. Bases 1 to 417 code for a protein of 138 amino acids. NCBI's taxonomy places the organism in Eukaryota, Fungi, Ascomycota, Eurotiomycetes, Onygenales, Arthrodermataceae. The transcript is spliced from 3 exons. The record is from RefSeq and is a predicted model, not a curated record.